UGGUGCAGAUCCAAGAAACUUAAGGCUUGCACUUGCAACUGAUGGUAUGAAUCCUUAUGGAAACUUAAGUAGCAAACACAGUUCGUGGCCAGUUAUGUUGAUGAUUUACAAUCUUUCUCCUUCGUUGUGCAUGAAGAGAAAAUAUGUGAUGUUGACCAUGAUGAUAUCGGGUCCUAGACAACCUGGAAAUGACAUUGAUGUUUACUUAGCACCUUUAAUUGAUGAUUUGAAAUUGUUGUGGGAAGAAGGCAUCGACGUGUUUGAUUCACAUGUUCAGGAACAGUUCCGUUUGCGUGCAAUGUUGUUUUGCACUAUAAAUGAUUUCCCAGCAUAUGGAAACUUGAGCGGUUAUAGUGUUAAAGGUCAUUUUGCAUGUCCCAUAUGUGAAGAAAACACUAGUUACCUUCAGUUGAAGCAUGGUCAGAAGACAGUAUAUACAAGACAUCGAAAAUUUCUUCCUCGUAAUCAUCCUUAUCGUAGAUUGAAAAAAGCAUUUAAUGGAAGUGCUGAGGAUGAGGUUGUGUGCAGACCCCGGAAUGGUCAAGAGGUGUACAACGAAGUCAAAAACAUUGACAUUGUGUUUGGAAAACAUCAUAAAAGUACCUCUGCAAAGACCAUUUGGAAGAAACGAUCGAUAUUUUUUAAGCUUCCAUAUUGGUGUGAACUUGAUGUUAGACAUUUUUAUUAUUAUAGUUUCCUUAAUUAGUUGAAUAACUAUUUGUCCUUCGUGAUAGGUCUCACUGGCAGCUGAUGGUUAUCAUUCCCAAACAAUGUAAAAUUAUAUGGUUUUGUUCGUUGCACAGGAAGAUGAAAAAUGACUUGAGAACCAUGCUUCAAGGAGUUAUUGGUAAAUCUCGUGGUCAAUUGGUUCAAAUUUUGUAUCCAAAGUGUAACCAGCAGGUAGAUUCAUGGGAAUGUGGCUUCUAUGUGAUGUGUUGGAUUAAGACCAUCAUUCGAGCUGUCAUUACAGAUGACUGGAAUGAGCGCUUCAAGACUACAUCGCCUAUUGCAGAGGACACAAUUAACCAGAUAAGGCAGGAGUGGACCGCUUAUCUUUUACAAAGAUGGAGUUAGGAAUAGUUAUAUUUCUUCUUGAUUGAACAUUGUUUGGUUUUAGUUUUAUUUUUAUGUUAAUAGUUUGGUAGUGGAUUGAACAUUAAGUAGAAUUUUGUUUAUAUAAAACGCAUAUUUAUGUUA
Molecule: messenger RNA, 1197 nt
Organism: Vigna angularis (adzuki bean)
Lineage: Eukaryota; Viridiplantae; Streptophyta; Magnoliopsida; Fabales; Fabaceae
Exons: 5
Coding region: 751-1074 (107 amino acids)
Source: RefSeq, a predicted model, not a curated record